Molecule: messenger RNA, 3586 nt
Organism: Sardina pilchardus (European sardine)
Lineage: Eukaryota; Metazoa; Chordata; Actinopteri; Clupeiformes; Clupeidae
Gene: gramd1c
Product: GRAM domain containing 1c
Exons: 18
Coding region: 320-2308 (662 amino acids)
Biological process (GO): intracellular sterol transport
Cellular component (GO): endoplasmic reticulum membrane; endoplasmic reticulum-plasma membrane contact site; plasma membrane
Molecular function (GO): cholesterol transfer activity; cholesterol binding
Source: RefSeq, a predicted model, not a curated record
CCAGGUGAACUAUGCAGUUUCGGCUCCGAGUUGGCUUCGGCCAUUCUCCAAACAGAAGAAAUGAAAGAAUAUUUUAACUUCAAAGGUAGAUUCUUGGCUGGUGGUAAACAUGCAAGUCUAAUAUCCAUACGACUACUACGCCGACUGGAAUUCCCGUCUGCGUUCUUCAUAGCUGCCUGAGUGGAAAAGAAGUUGCGGGAGAUAAUAAUCUCGCCUCAUUUCGCGUCCAGGUUCAGUGGAGUAAAGUGCAUUCUCAUUAGGGUGUGGUUUCUGUCAAGUCUGUGAAGAAAUACUGCUGACCCAUUUGCUGAAGCUCGGCAUGGCGAACGACACCCCUGAGGACAUCGCCACAAUUGGUGACACCUUUACAGAAGAGUCUGAGGUGGGGUAUCCUAAUGAGACUGAUUUCACUUGGUUUGAUUCAGGUGGACUGUUUGUAACAACACCCCAAGCCCCACCAACAAGCUACAAGCAGAGGAGUGAGGAGUUCAAAAGGCUGUUCAAAGAACAAGCAGAUUCUGACAUGCUCAUCACAGAUUACACCUGUGCACUCCAGAGGGACAUUCUGUUGCAGGGACGGAUAUACCUGUCGGAAAACUUCUUGUGUUUCUACAGUAAUGUAUUUCGGGGAACGAAGAUAGUCGUGAACCUGAUGGAUAUCACAGUCAUGACCAGGGAAAAGACAGCAAGAUGGAUUCCAAAUGCCAUUCAGAUCUCCACAGAUACAGAGAAGCUGUUCUUCACAUCAUUCGCUACCAGAGAAAAAAGUUUCCAGAGCAUUUUCCGGAUGUGGCAGAAUUUCUUGCUGGAUAAGCCACUAACCAAACAAGAACUGUGGCAGAUGGUCAAGCAGCACUAUGGGAAUGACUUGGGUUUGAGUCAGGAUGAAAUGGACAGCUUACAGAUAUCAGCAGAUGCCAGUACACCCACCAAUUCCAGCAGCCUGAUCAUGAAGUCGGAGGACCAACCUGGGAGGCUGGAGAGGCCCACUACACUCCGGCUCCAGCAGAUGGAGCCAGUCUCUUACGAGGCCUCUACUCCUCUGGGGGACGACACGCAGUCCUCUCUCGGACAGCAAAGCCCAUUCUCACCUAACGGGGAUGAGUCCCGCGGCACUCCACUUCGCCAGCGGAGCCCUGUGCCUUCUCUAGACCGCCGCAGCUCUGAGAGGUCGUCCAAACGCUCAAACCUGGACCUCAACGCCAACGAGGGCCGCCUAUCUGAACAGAGUGGUUCUGAGAGCGUGGAGGAGCUCGAAGAACCGGAGGAGGAGCAGGAAUCUCUGGCACAGGUGCCGGGCCGUCUCUUUGUGAACCGGGUGUUUCACAUCAGCGCUGAGAAGAUGUUUGAGGUGCUCUUCACUGAUUCCAACUUUAACCGGAGGUUCAUGCGUGUGCAAAAAAUCUCAGGGGCGACCUCCACACCCUGGGAGAGGGACUCCACGGGGAGCAUGAAGAGAACUCUGAACUACACCGUAACCAUCACCAACCCACUAGUGGGGAAGUCCUCCACUGUCACAGAGUACCAGACUUUAUACAAGGAGUCUCGGGAGGGUCAGUACUACAUGGUGGAUGCUGAGGUCUACACACACGACGUGCCUUACCACGACUACUUCUACACCAAGAACCGCUUCUCCAUCAUCCGCAACUCCAAGAAGAAGUGUCGCCUAAGGUUGUACACCGAUGUGAAAUACAACAAGCAGCCGUGGGGUCUGGUGAAGUCUUUCAUCACCAAGAAUUCCUGGAGUGGCCUGGAAGAGUAUUCCAAGCGCUUGGAGGCUGAGCUAUUAGAGGAGGAAGCGGAGCUGACUCAGGGCUCCGGAGAUGCUGGGAAGAUGGUCAGCUUGCGGAGGAGGAGGAGGACCUACAGUCGGAACUUCCAGGAGCACAUGAAGCCUGGGAAGCAGUACGGGCCCGACAAGGAGCAGCGCAGAGAAAGCAAUAUGGGCCCCACAGACAUGAAGAGCACCCACAGUUGGAAUAUCACCACCAUUGUGGCAGGGAUGAGUUUCAUUCUCCUGAUCCUGACGGUGCUGAACCUGGGUCUGUUCUUUAAGCUGUGGGCCAUGGAGGACGUGGCACAUCGUAUGUACAUAAGCACCAAGCAUCGGAUCAGGGAGAGGGCAGAGUCCAGUGUCAGCCCAGAUCUUGGUCAUAGGCAAAGCACUCCACACCAGGCCCAUGAGGAUAUGCACUUACUCCGAGCAGUUCUACAAGACUCAAUUAACCUUUUAGAGCAGCUGCGGACUUCUUUGGUGGUGCUACAGCAGAACUUCCUGGUCCACAACAGAACCACAACCCCUCUAUGAGCCCUGUCUUAAAUACAGUGGGACGAGAAGGUGACGAGGGUGGUGAGUUGCUCUCAGGUUCCAUCUUGCAUGACGCACAAACCAAGGAAACAUCACCAUGGAGACGUCACUCGCGAGAUGGCUGGUUACUAUGGGUAUUGUCUCUGUAGACGUCUUUUUUUGUGGCAGUAUCAGGUGGCUGCGUGUUUCCAUGUGUACACCCAGGAGUGCCGACUGAGUGAAGGAAGGCGGAAAAACAGGAGGGUUUGUUUUCUUAAGUUGUUAGUUUCUUGACUUAAGUUGAAACAUUAUCAUUUUGAUUGACAGAUGUGUAAACCUUUUGCUUUGGCCUCUUUUUGAGCAGUUCAUUCUUGAGCCAGUUUAGGGUGAAGUCCUUCAUCUGAUCCAGUUAGGCCUACAAAGCAUUCUUCUGUGUUCUCUUGACAUCUGUCAGCUGUGAAUGUGUCAUAAGUAAACAUAUAUCCCUGUUUAUUGUUGUUGUUAAAAACUUGUUUACAAGCUGACGUUGUGUCUUGCAUCCUUUUAGUGGACAGAUAUCUUGAUUAUUUCAUUUUGAGAACUUCAGGGACGACAGUUGAUAACUGAGAACCUUUGAUGCUACCAUAUGGCCUUCUAAGUUAGCUUUUUUGCACAUGUUCAUACAUUGUCAUUUUAAUUUGUGCAAUAUUUUAUGUUUUAUCUGUCUUGUCUCGUUAGAUGUUAAUAUAUUUUCGAAUGUGAUUCCAUGAAUUUUAUUUUCUCUUUAAUGGGUCGUGUGUGGUGUAACCACUAGGGUGCUGAUGCUCUGUAUAUUGCUUUCAUAACUUGCAUUUUCUCAGGGAUUACUCGGCUUAAUUAUGUAAAACAGAAACUUUUUGGUAGAAUGUUUUUUUUAUUAUUAUUAUUUUCUUUGAAUAUUAAACUAUUAAAGCUACGAUCCAUACAUGGAUAUAGUUUUUAUACAGCGUAGAGUAAAACAAUCACCACUAUUUUUACACUAUGGUUAAAUGUACUGUACUUAUACGUAUAGGCCAAUUUCAAAACACUGUGAUAACCUUUCAUAAUGUUGCCUUCACAUCACUACCUUGUCACUAAUACUCCGUUUAGCGGACAUCUGGCCUGGCCUUAGAAUUAUAUAGUUCACUAAUCACCACACAGCACUACACAAUUGAUGCGUAGGCAUAAAUGCAAAAAUGAACAUUUUUAAUUGAUUUCAGCUCAGCUGCACAGAUUAGUGUUUACGUGAAGUUUUUGCUGAUAAAUAAAUAUUAAAGGCAAUAAACAUGGUGGUGGAAUUUA